Messenger RNA from Polistes dominula (European paper wasp), 1177 nucleotides. Its product is annotated as transmembrane protein 231-like. Gene Ontology annotation, biological process: cilium assembly; regulation of protein localization. Gene Ontology annotation, cellular component: ciliary transition zone; ciliary membrane. NCBI's taxonomy places the organism in Eukaryota, Metazoa, Arthropoda, Insecta, Hymenoptera, Vespidae. The record is from RefSeq and is a predicted model, not a curated record.
GAAAGAUAGAAAUAACAUUCUUUGCUAAGGAAAAAAAUUGUAUUCAUAAUACAAGAUGGCGUCUGUUACCUAUGACUAAUUCUACAUUAAUGGUUGUUACCAAAGCAACGAAUAAAUAUUAACAGAAUAAACUACGAACCUCAACAUGACUGCGAUUGAAAUAUUUUCAAGUUCUAUUUAUUAUAAAUAUAAAGCUAGAAUAUGUUCUUUAAGUUUUUUUAUUGUGUUAUUAUUUGUUAUAAUGUCAAUGAUUACUCCAUUGUUUUUAAUGUUUAAUGCAGGAGGAUUUUGGAUAAAAACAAAAAUUCAUUCAGAAAUGCCAGAUGUAUCUUUUCAAUAUAAAUAUUUAUUAUUAAUGGAGAGAGGCAUAGAAAUGGCUCCAAUAAUUUGUUCUACCUUUACUAGCUACAAAGAAAAUAAGAUUUCCGAUGAUUGUUUAAUUAUAAAGGUACAAGAAAUAGAUACCAAUAACGAUGGGAAAAAAGAUAUAUUAAAGUUUGAAGCACAAUUUUAUACAGAUUCACCUAUCAAGAAUAUUAAGCUCUUUUUAUUUUUUGAUUUUAAAUUAAAGCAACUCUUCGAAAGCUCAAUUCAAUCAUUUGCAAUAUUUGAUCAUAUGUUGAACCAAGAAGAACAAAAGAUUCAUUUUAUCGCAGAUUUGGAAUUGAAACAGAGAGGCAUACUUCACAGCGAUCAUUUGUACGACAUAUAUAAUCAUAGCAUAGAAUUAACAGACCGAUCAUUGUUGCAAUUGGUAUCUCAAAAUGUUAAUAAAAAAUUUUCAGCUGAGAUCACUAAUAGCCAUGUAAUUACUCAAUCAGGAUUUUCCAAAGAAGAUAUGAUAACGAUUCAAGGGGAAUUGCAUUAUAAAGAUCAUUUACUAUAUUAUCAACCUAAUUUGUGGGAAGAAUUUAAAUGGGCAUGGAUACAGGAAGGUGCGCUCGAAGCGGAUCGAUAUUGGGGAGUCGCCGGUGUCAAGGCGUUUCUUUUGGCACGAAGCAGCAUUACCGACUAUGUCAACCCUUCCAAGCAUUCAUCCGUAUCUCAACAAGGCCUCCUACUCUGUUCAAUGAGGGUGGAGACUGCGCUGUAUCACGGAGAACAAAGUGAGUGAGUAAAUAAUUUCAAAGUUACAAAGAAGAGAUGUUGUUUGAUAAACUUCACCGGCGAUUCGUUU